Molecule: messenger RNA, 4037 nt
Organism: Gymnogyps californianus (California condor)
Lineage: Eukaryota; Metazoa; Chordata; Aves; Accipitriformes; Cathartidae
Gene: SLC66A2
Product: solute carrier family 66 member 2
Exons: 6
Coding region: 189-1004 (271 amino acids)
Biological process (GO): retrograde transport, endosome to Golgi; phospholipid translocation
Cellular component (GO): trans-Golgi network; endosome
Source: RefSeq, a predicted model, not a curated record
GGAGGGGGAUGGCGGCGGCCGGAGCGCGGGGAGCAGGUCCUGGCCCUGCGAGAGAGGGCGCAGUCGUGGUGCCGCAUCCCAUCCAGGAGCCCGUGCGUGGCUAAAGCCGACCUCCGCCGGAGAACUGCAGCGGAAGGCGAUCCCUCAGCGUGACUGCCCCCGGGGCAGCCUCCCCGCUUCCCCCCGUCAUGGAGGCGGGUGGCUUGGAGUGGCUGCUGGUCCCAAUGCACCAGCUGGUGUCGUGGGGUGCUGCGGGGGCUAUGGUGUUCGGCGGCGUGGUGCCCUACAUUCCGCAGUACAGAGACAUCCGGCGGACACAGAAUGCAGAGGGCUUUUCCACCUACGUCUGCCUGGUGUUACUGGUCGCCAACAUUUUGCGGAUACUUUUUUGGUUUGGAAGGCGUUUUGAAUCCCCUCUUUUGUGGCAAAGCAUUAUCAUGAUCAUUACUAUGUUACUGAUGCUGAAACUGUGCACUGAAGUACGUGUGUCCAACGAGCUAAACAUAAAACGCCGCUGUUUUGCAGCUGCAGAUAGUAAGGAUGAAGAAAUCAAAGCACCUCCCAAGAGAUCCUAUCUGGAUUUUGACUUGAACUAUUUUUGGCAUUGGAGCAAGUUUACAGACUACGUGCAGUGUGUCCUGACCUUCACUGGUGUGACCGGUUACAUCACUUACCUCUGGCUUGACUCAUCUCUCUUUGUGGAAAUGCUGGGCUUCCUUGCAGUGUUCACCGAGGCUAUGUUAGGCGUUCCCCAGCUCUACCGUAACUACCAGAAUAGGUCUACAGAAGGAAUGAGUGUCAAGAUGGUGCUGAUGUGGACCAGUGGGGACACAUUCAAGACUGUUUACUUCAUCUUGAAUCAGGCCCCUUUCCAGUUCUCCAUCUGUGGACUCCUGCAGGUUUUUGUGGACAUCGCUAUCCUGUUGCAGGUUUACUUGUACAGCUACUACCCUCAGAAGCCUGUCUCCCACACUGCACAUCCAGCCAGCACCAAGGCCCUGUGAGGCACUUAGCUGGACAAGUUGCAGGUCAACGGCGCUGUGGAGUCAGCCGUGGCAGCUCCUCUUCCGCUUGUAAAUACUCCUGUGUUGCCGAGUUGAAAGCAGAAAUGAGAACAAGGAUUGAAAAUCUGGCUGCACUUCCAGCUCGGGAGGUUUUAUUUUAAAUAACUUGCUCUCUCUGUUUUCAGACUUAGCUGUACAGAACUGUUCCUUGGUGGGGGGAGGGGCACUUUAUUUUUGCAUAUGUACCUAUGAGCCUUAUCAAUUCACAAAUGUUUGUAUAUUCAAUCACAAGGGCUGGAUGGUUUGUGUUUUUAAUGCUAUUUAAAAAUGUUACACCACAGAAAUUAUAGGAUAUUUUGUCUGAAACUUUUACCUAUUUAUAUAACAUAAAGUCUGUAUAUUGGCAGGAAUUUUGUGGCAUAUGCUAGCAUUCAGUAUCUCCACGAUGUAGGAAGAAGUAUUGAAGAGCAAAUGCAGGAGCUUUCUCUUUUCUUUAAGAAGGGUGUCUGGUGAGCAGAGAAGGUGAGGGCGGGAGGCCCUGCAAAGAGGUGAGCAGCCAGAAAUGAACCAGUCAUACUCAGUGUAAAGCAUCAAUGCGUUCAGGAGUGAAUGGCAGGUGUUCACCCCCGCUGCGGGAUCAGUGUGGCAGGCAGACACAUCAAGGAGAUGAUGAAGGGGGUCUGAGUAUGGAUGAUGCUGGAGCCACGUUUGGAGUAGGCACAGCCAGUCAAGCCGUCAGCCAAAAGGAGGAGCUAACAGGAGACUGCAGGUAACUUAGGUAGUCGUGCUUUGAAACGAUGGGGUUUGGGAACAGCCUGCCCUGCACUCAGGGGGCAGCACUGCUCCUGCAGCUGUGCACAGGACAGAGUUGGGCUGUAGGAUGUCUUUCACAAACCAAGGGGCCAGCAGAUGCGUGUUACCAGUAUUGCCAGGCAAGUAUUUCUAGAUAGCGGUUGAGCCACAAAGGCAGAAGCAACUCCACUUCCAUUGCCUCAGAAGGGGAAGUGAAAAAGUUUGAGACAGAGAAAAAGCCGUAUCCUAUGGAGUAGGACUAGCAUCUGGCAGCUUGAUUUGUUGAGGCUGAGAUUCAUGUUCAUGUUGUUUAAUGCCAAACAAGAACCAGUUUAAGUUUUGGGGUGUUUCUUGCAUUGACCCAACAAGGAAGGAGUCCACGUUUUCCCUUUUCUGUUGCUUAAGAUCUUGUAGGCUCUUAGAAGAAUCAGCAGCCUGUACUUAGACAGAGGGACUGAGAAAGCUGAAAGAGUGGAAAGUUUAUUUAUAAAUGUAGAUGUUGUCUAUAAUGGCUGUUUGCCAGCGUAGGUCACCGUGCCCUUUCUGAGAACUGCAUGUGUCUAGCAGCUGCAGGUGGUGUGGACCCGCAGCGGGCUGUGACCAAGCCCCUGGGCUUCUUCCAGUUGCCAUCAUGAAACCGCCCUGGUUGGUAUGAGGCAGCCAUAGCAAGACGCUUAGUCCCAGGAACAGCUAUGCCUGCGCUGCUUUCUUCUUCAUGAGGCUCACUCCCUGCUGCUGGGUGAAUCCCAUCUGACCACAGGCAAGGUGUUAGAGCUGGGACAGAUUUUUGAGAAUCAUUUUUUCUCCAAGAUUAGCCCAAGAGCUUAUGUUUUCUUAGCAGUGGCAGCAAGUCUGAGGUUUAAUAACUUCAGUGUGUAAAUCAGAUACUUACCCUACCCUGUUUUAUUUGGGAACCUCAUGAUUUGAGUCUGGACUGUCUUCAUUGGUGGCAAACUGUCCUCUGGAGGGGAAGUGUCAGCAGGCUGCAGCAGUGGUUGCGGGAUGCUCGGUUGGGAAUGUCCGUCAUAAGACAGGGAGGAGUGGGCUGUCCCUGGGCUGCUUUACAGACUUGUGCCCCUCUCACUCCCCAGGUAGCCCCAGGCUGACAUCGGGGCUCCCACUGCACGUGCCGUUUGGUUUUGGAGCUGACAUGUUAGUGGCGGAGGGCUGAGGCCCAAACCUGUGGGCAGAAGUCCUGCCCUGGAGCCAAGCCAUCCUGCCCUUUGGUGGGGGCACUGCUGGAGGUGGAGGGAAGGGUGUCCUCGGGAAGUCCCUCCUGCCCCAGCAGAUCCAGUUCGAUCUGCGUGAGCAAAGCAGAGCCGAGGAGAGCUGCUGUUUCCGAGGGCUGGGCACAGAAUGCUCUGCCCGGGCACUGACUCCACGCUCUUUGUUCGAUACCGUACUCUUUUAGGCCUGAAGUGACCUUACAAAGAUGAUGUACCCGGCAUGGCAGACUAUGAAUGUUUUGUUCCUCUCUUUUGUCCAAUGUUCUGGUUGUGUUACAGGAACAUCUGGGCUUUUGUCUUUUUUAACUGAAAACUUACUUAACAACUGGCUUCUCUGGUAUGCUGCUUUAAUGAGGAUUGUAUUUCUACUGUAUGCAAACAAACACUUUCUUGUGUGUUUUAAUGGUCUGAAGGUUUUUUUUAAUAACUUGUAAUGAAAAGAUUUUUGUAUAUGGUGGUCUUUUUCUAAUAUUCUAUGAAACGGGGAUAUAAGAAAUAAAUGGCUCUUAAGAAAUAUACUUCUGUGUGUUAUAGCUUCACCUGGGAGUGCACACUUUUGGCCACCUCUUUGGCUUUGAACUACAGGUAUUACUGAGAAUAAAACAACUGUUGUUUUUUCCUUUUGGGACUCUUCCCUGGGCAGAUUCUCGAGUCUGUCAUCAGUACCCAAACCAGCGCGCUCUGCAGACCAGUCUCAUUCACACCAGAGCUGCAAAUGCUGGGAGAGAAGCCAGUGAAACCAUGUCUAAAGUCAUCUUCUGUAUGCGGCAUUUAGCAAGGUAGGACUCUUGGCCAGGAACUCUUGAACUGCAUCUUGCAAGAUACUUUAGGGACAAAAUGUUACAGAACUUUGUUUUUGUUCUUUAAUUGUCAGGAAGUAUCUGUAUCAAUGAUCAUCUCAGAGAAUAAGAAAUCAAUUACUUCAAAUACGUCUCUUUGAAUGUAUGGCACAUUUCAUGGCGUUUAUUUUCUCUGUCAGUUGCAAUGUUUUUUUAAAUAAAAAUUAUCUAUUAUA